AUGAACGUUCCAAGACCGCCUCCUCCGUUCCCGCUGAUGCCUCGGGUCCCCUUCCUGGCUCUGGCUCACGGGUGUCUGCAGGCGCAUUCUUUUACGGUGAGGGUGAACAACGAUUUGGCACCCAAGCCCGUCAUGUCCACCUCGACCGUGAACGUGAUAGAAUACUGCCUCGACGAGAAACAAUUCGGAAAGGGGGAGGAGGCGCUACGCAAGCAGUUCUUCAAUACGGAGGGCGCCAACGGCACCACCCAUCCGAGCCGCUGUUUCGCCGGCGCGAUCAUCUAG
Messenger RNA from Anthostomella pinea, 285 nucleotides. The record is from the annotation of a GenBank genome assembly. NCBI's taxonomy places the organism in Eukaryota, Fungi, Ascomycota, Sordariomycetes, Xylariales, Xylariaceae.